Molecule: messenger RNA, 2344 nt
Organism: Prinia subflava (tawny-flanked prinia)
Lineage: Eukaryota; Metazoa; Chordata; Aves; Passeriformes; Cisticolidae
Exons: 2
Coding region: 150-1661 (503 amino acids)
Source: RefSeq, a predicted model, not a curated record
CCCGGACUUGACGUUAACACCAUUUUGUAAACCUUACAGGUUGAGGCUCACUCACAGUGCGCACCUCAGAGAUACCAGCUGGUACCCAGUUCGCGUGGAUUGCGAAGACCUUCUGGACUGGCCGUUUCAAAGGAAAGAUCCGUCCAACCAUGAGCGCCAAGACUGCCAUCAGUUCAGCCGUCUUCUUCGCCAGUCUCCUGACCAUCGCCCAGGCGUGGCUCGUCCCCCAGCCGCAACAGAACGUCUGGGCUGUCUUGGCCAAAUCACUGGGCCAAGACCACAUAUGUCUCAACCAAGCGAGUGCCGCGAAUCCCAUGGCAUCCUGCCUCGUGGGGAUCCCAUUUAAAGAUCGUGAGAUGCCCAAGAUGCUUCUAGGUUAUGCUCAAAAACUUAGACAAGAAGCUGCUAAAAUGGAGCAUAACCUAAAGCAUGCCCAUUACAUCGUCGCGUGGUACAAUUAUAUUAAAAGUCUUCCAAAGUUAGAAAACGAGCCUCAGGAGCUGGAGCUUCUAGGUUCCGCCAGAGCCGAAUCUUGUUUUCAUAUCCGCAACGACCACGUCCAGCGUCACCACCGUCAUUUUGUCUCCUCCAAAGCCCAUUUUAAUACUCAUUGGUGUAACGCUGUGUCCUUUAGUUAUCCUCCAAUCCCUCCCCAAAAAUCAGCCCAAGUCUUUGCCCAUCCCCGCCAGCUUCCUAGGGGAACAUUCUUGAUUUGCGGAGACCACGCAUGGGCAGGUAUCCCCUCUCACCUCUCCGGAGGCCCGUGCACCUUUGGGACCCUCGGAUUGUUUUCACCCAACAAAUCACAAAUUUUGGAUUGGGUUACACAAAAUUCUACAAAUGGUGCACAUAUAUUGGCACACUCUAGAAAGAAGAGAGAAGACUACUCUCUCAAAAAAUUGGCAGACGAUUGCGAUGAGGAAAUUAUCCAUUGGAGCAGAUCUAAAGGCAUCGCAAUCACAGUAUUUGCGCCGUGGGUCGCCAUUGCUAAGACCCUCGGAGAAUUAGGCCAUUUGGAAUGUUGGGUAGCUAAGCAAUCCCGUUUGACUUCUAGGGCCCUAUCAAACCUCCUGAAAGAUGAGGAAAUUACGAGGCAGGCAACCCUCCAGAAUCGUGCAGCCAUCGAUUACCUCCUGCUCCUCCACGGUCACUCGUGUGAGGAGUUUGAGGGGCUCUGCUGCUUUAAUUUGACAUCUAGGGCCAAGGGGACUCGCGAGGCACUCAAACAAAUGGAAAACAUGAUAGGAGACAUCAAGCAAGAAUACGGGGACUGGCUCAGUAAUUUGUUCAAGGGAUGGGGGAUCUCGGGUUGGACGGGAUCGAUUCUUAGAACUGUUCUGUUAAUUGUUUUUGUGCUUUUUGUUGCUAUUGCCAGCCUUGGACUAAUGAAAAAGAUGUUGCAGAAUUUGAUUUCUUCCUCCACAUCACCACUCAAAGCUGAAGUCCACCGAGUAGCCGUUGAAGUAGGCCCAGAAGUGUUCAAGGAGGAGGAGGAAAGCUUCGUUGAUGAGGACGAGCAGGCUGAACAGCUUGAAAUCAUCGUGGAAGAAGUGCGCAGCUUUCCUCGAGAACAAUGGCCUACUCAACAGCAGUGGUUUGCAGAAUCAUACCCACGUUCUGAACACCUGGUGGACCCCCCUCAAUUCGGAUAUCUGAGAUAGGACUCACAGGGUCAAAAAUAAAAGAAAAGGGGGAGAUGUGGUGGUGUGGAUGGUUGGACUUUCCCCAUUUCAGUAUGUUAAACCUCAGUUGGACUCCACAAAGAAAGUUGGGACAGUGUAAGCAGAAACAAGCAGGUGCUGUGAAGGACUGUGACAAGGAAAAGAAGGACAGACGAGGGAGAGGAUUUAAAGAGAGAGACUUAAGGAAGAAGGAGAGGGUGCUGAAAGAAGGAUAUAGGAAAGAGGGUUUUGAGGCAGAGAGAAGUUGAAAGAUAUAUGGGUGGUUUACCAAGUAGGAAGGAUUUAGAUAUGUGGAAAAGAUGAAAGGCUGGUGGGUCCUAUAUUGUAUGUUCUGUACAAUGCUGUAUGUUCUGUACACCCCCCCCCCUUUAUUGAAAUUCAUAAGUUCCCCUUGGUCACAUGUUACCUUUUCCCCUCUUCCCGCCACUGUGUUAUCCCUCCCCUAUCCCCUAACUGGUUCAAGGCUUGCAACCCUUCCCCUUAUCUCCCAAGUGUCAAGGUUCCAUUGGUUGCCGCAAAGAGGGACUCCCAUUUCUCCUCCCCUACCCCGAAAGCAUAUAAGCUGGUGCAUUUCUUUGUUCGGGAUCCAGUUCCAGUUCAGCCUGGUUCCACUUCGGUCUGGACAGUGCUAUGUUGGAUUAAAGUUGUGGUUCCUCUGUCUG